Molecule: messenger RNA, 1131 nt
Organism: Daucus carota subsp. sativus
Lineage: Eukaryota; Viridiplantae; Streptophyta; Magnoliopsida; Apiales; Apiaceae
Product: protein OXIDATIVE STRESS 3 LIKE 1
Exons: 2
Coding region: 217-900 (227 amino acids)
Source: RefSeq, a predicted model, not a curated record
ACUUGAAGCAACAAGAAAAUUAACAAAGAUGUUUCCUUUGAAUGCUCUCUGUUAUGCUUGCAAAGAUCCCAUCUUUUUUGUCAAAGAUUGUGUCUUGUGAUAGACCCAUAUCAUAAAAAAAAAAAAAAAAGAUUUUCUUGUUUUUGUUUGCUUUGAUUGAGGAAUAAUUUUGAGGGUUUGAUUUGGUUUGGUGGGUGGGUUGGUAUAUAUUGAUUCAUGGGCUUGUUUGUGAUGUCAAUGUUGGAUCAUCAAGAAAAAGGGGUUCUUGAAAGUGAUGAUAUGAUGGUGAUCAAUGGUGAGAAGAAGAAUGAUGGGUGUUUUUUGAGUUCUUGUUCUAGAGAUUCUUCUUCUAUUGGGAAGAACAGUGAUGAAGAGAAUGAGAAUGGGGAUGAGGAGGAGGUGCAGAGUAGUUAUAAGAAAGAGGAACAUGGCUCUUUUGAUUCUUUGCAAGCUUUGGAGGAGGCUCUUCCCACAAAAAAGGGAAUGUCAAGAUUUUACAAAGGGAAGUCAAAGUCGUUCUCCAGAUUAUCAGAUGCUUCCUUGUGCUCGUCCAUCACUGAAAUAUCCAAGCCUGAAACGCAGUAUGACAGAAGAAGGAAAAAUUCGCUGGCAAAAAGUCUUGUCAUUGAUAAACACUGUAGUUCACUGCUCAAAACCAACGCCAAAGUGUUUAAGAAAUCCAAAUUCAGCAACUCUAGGCAGAGCACUCUGGCAUUGGCUGUUGCGAUGACCAACAGUCCUAAGAACAGUGAUACUGUAGAGAAUCAAGACCCUCCUUCGUAUUCAAGUGUGUCCCCACAUUACUCACAAGUAAGACGAUCUAAGUUUCACAGUUUAUGCAGCACAUCUUUUGCUGAUUUGGAACAAUGUGCUUCCCUGAAGACUUCAGCUCCCCUAUGAUGAUUCCCUUCGUCGGAACUAGGGGAGUCCGUAUAGCUAAAGUAUAUUAAGUGAGGUUUAUGCAUCUUGCCUUUGCAUAAUUUGUAGUUGAGAAUUUUCCGUCAGCUUUGGUUUUAACAUUAAGGCUACAGGCUCUUACAGUUUGUCUAUAUCUGUUCUCUUGAUCAGCUUCUUUGUCCUUGAAUAUGCUUGAAUGAAAAUGGACUACAGAGAUUUAGACAUUGAGUUACA